CCCCAAAGCAUCAUUUUCUUAUGGAAUUUCCCAAAGUGCCUGCCUGCCUUUGCGCGCCCCUCCACCUUGUAAAAGAAGCAACCUCUUACUCCUACCAACGUAUGUGCAACGAAUAACAAUUCUUACGCAGCAAUUAGCGGUGUAUACCCGUUGCACUGCGAAUCUACCUUUCUUCCAAACCGCCGCGCGACGAUGCGAUAGGAAUCGAAACCACCAACAAUGGCGGACGAAGGCAGUUUCGAAGCUCUCCUGGCUUUGCAUAGAGAUUUAGUCACCAUAUCUGAGGCACUAAAGGAAGAUCGCGAAGCCCAAGGUCCUCUUUUAUUAUCACAACUUGCGCAAAAUCCUAUUCUAGAGGAGCUGGGUGGUAAAUUCAAGGGCUUGUUAGCAAAGCCUAGCAGGAAGAAAGAAAGUCGAGAUGCGGUGCUUUUAGGCAAAUGUAAAAUCUUCGACGAAGAGUAUACUUUCAACAAGGACUUCCAAGAACUCGUCUUGCAAGUCGCCGAUAGCCUAGACCUAGACGAGAUCGAAGCCGCCAAACUUACACUCCUUGCUGAAGAGGACGAAACCGCCUUCGCACGCUCGAGACAGGAAUGCGCUAUACUUCGAUUUCAUAGGGAGAGAAAUUUCUUACUCGAUUGCAUGGUGUUGCUCUUGGAGCUCUCUAAGGAAGAAGAUGAACUCCUCGCCGAAGAUGUGGGGGACGAUUUAGGGAUGCUCAGCCAAUACGUCGGCGCGAAUAUACUUCAUAUGAACAUUCCUGGUGUUACGAACACUUCGUCCAAACCGAGAUUCAUCCCUACGUGUAUGACCACGAUGCAUGAUAUCAGAACAUGGCUCCAAAGACUUUCUGAGCAGGCUGCAAGUGCUGCAGUACUGGGUCGCGCGACCGAAGCCCAAUUUCAGGAGAUCAUGGAGUUUACCUACGUCACCUUAACCCAGCAGCACGAACGCCUUGCUGUCAUGCUGUGUUAUGCAAUUGAGAAGCAUGUGGCAGUUGAGAGUGACUUUAUCGAAUUCAUCCGCUUGGUGAAGCAGGCCACAAAAUAUGACUCCUGUACCGUCCAUCUCGUACCUGUUCUGGGCACUUAUAUCACCUUUUUCGGCUCGACGGAAGGCAGCGGAAGCGUAGAACAAGCGAGAAAGUUAAAUACUAUUGUCUGCCAGCAGCAGGAUGAAAAUCGAUACUUGCCUUUCAUCAGCGCAGCAGUCAGAGCUUGGUGGAUAGCCGAGUAUAGUGGUUGGUACAUGGACGAUGCCGCCGGCUCAGGUCUUCCUGGGAUCGAUAUUGACGAAGAGGAUAAACAAAGGUCAAAACAGUUUACCGAAGCGUUGAAAGACGGUGCUUUCGACUUCAUAUUGGCGGUUGUUGCUGACGUAAGGGCAACCGAGUGGGAAGAUUCUGCUCGAAGGUCAUUGCGACAAUGGCUCCGAAAAAGGACCCCUACACUACCCGUGGAUACCGUCACAUUUUCUACCGCUUUACAAAACCGCUUGGCGGCAAAACUUGAAACAUUCGUGGAUGCUUUUAUCUCUAAUAUGCCUGAUGUGUUACGCCGACUAAAGAUUGAAGAAGAUGAGCAACGGCAAGCUAGUCAAGCUCAGGAGCAAGACUAUGAUCUGGAAAGAUUCCUUCUCAUAAUUGCAUACUCCUUUGAAGAUCGACCAGAAGCCGCGGAUGGCUUCUGGGCUGACCCCGAAAAUAAUUUGGCAGGUUUUCUACAGUGGGCAUCCCGAAGAGCAACAACGCCAGUCCAGGCCGCAUUCUGUGAGAUGCUUCAAUCAUUAUCCGAAGAUUCCGAAUCGGCGACAUCUGCUCAUGAAUUUCUCCUUGAUGAAGGGCAUCAGGUCCGAAAGCCACUGUCCCUCACCUGGACUCAUAUUAUGAAUGAAAUAGAAUACUUUGCCAACAAGAUUAGGGAGAAGCCCGUUCCAGCCCAAGUCGGCAUGCACAGAACUGGAAAGGUAAAUGCUGAACAAGCUGAGACGGAGCCUGAAUUUGCAGCAAUGCUAGAAUCCUAUCUAAGAUUGAUGGCUAAGCUUGCUGCCCAGAGCGAAGCCGCACGCAUUUAUCUACUCGAUCAACCAAAAAACAAGUUAGUCGAGGUGCUCUUUCAAAUAAUCAGCAGCUUGGUUGCUCCUCGGAUUAGAGCAUGCACAUUCAGAGCAUUGAGCUCUCUCCUUACCCGAAAAUCCCUCCACCAAAACCUAUCUAUAUGGAGGUAUUUGGAAUCAUGCCUCACUGGACAUUUCUUCUCGGCUACGCCGAAUAGGGUACCAGCAUCUUCGUCGACCCCUCAGCCUCCGUCCUUCUAUAUGGAAGGUCUUUUUCAGGAAAUUAGCCCGCACGUCGACGAUGCCAGUGCCUUCAUCCAAUUACUAACGGAUUUGAUAUCUCUUCCAGACGGAUAUAGCCCCUUGAAUGAUGCUUUGCCCUAUCCUGAUGAUAUUGGAGCAGCGGCAAGGGUGCGUCCUGGGAUCGAGCCGUACGUUGACUUUAGUCUGGGGCAUAUAUUCUCCGUGCGUGCUCAGGAUGUUCCAGAAUUAAUGCACCAGAGAAUGUUGCGAUUACGCUGCUUAGAUUUUGCCUUCACUUGUAUCGCGAGUUUUAACGAAGACUUAAUUGUCUUCAGCAACGAAUGCAAUAUCAACGUAGAUACUGCCAUUGAGAGUAAGAGCCUCGAAGCCUAUGUCACUCUUCACCCAUUCGCUCGAGUUAUGGAGUGGAUGUAUGACAGCAAAUUCAUUAAAGCUCUCCUCGACACAAUACACCAAAGCCAACCAGAUAUCGGAAAAGCAGCGCCGACUUCGCCCCUCAUUCUUAGCGCCAUACGUGCAAUCGAGCUCAUAUCAAAAACCCUAGACUUCCAGGCCACUUACCUUAAUGUUAUUCGGCCAAUUUUGAAACCGCAGACCCGAACACAAAGUCGAUCGCCAUAUAUACCAACAUCAAAUGGAGCGUUUGCUUCAAUAGAAGACGGUCUUAUGACCAACAUGGCGUUGAUAUCCGACCUCGGUAGCUACUGCGGCAUAGGACAUGCAGCAUUGACCUUAGCCAGUCUGAAGCUUCUGGAGAAGAUAUCUGCGUCGCCUAGGGUAGUCUCCGCUUGGCAGACUGGACCAACAUGGCAAUCCCAUCGUAAUAAGGCCAUCAUGGCUUUAGAGGAGCGAAAUGACGCGACUUCUAUAGCUGGAUCUUUGAUUUCCGAGUUCAGGAGUCCCUUAGACUUUCAUAAGGAAGGCGGUUCGAAUGAGUACCAAAUCAAACUCUACAUCCUAGACUUCCUUUACUCUUGCAUGCAAGCCAAUCCGGAUCAACCUACGAUAGCCCACCUGCUUCUCGGGUUCCGUUGUGGGGCCAACGCUCUUGGGAUAGAGCCAGGUAGCCUAUUUGAUCAACGAUCAUCUCUAUUCCAUGCGUUGUUACCAGUGAUCCUAGAAGUUCCAUUAAAGAACGAGGAGGGAUCGAUGCUUAGAUGGCUCAUCAACAUAAAGUACAAGGUCAUGCGGGUUCUCAGAAUACUCUGGAGUUCACCUCUAUCAACUGCUAUCGUUCUCAAUGAACUCCGAGAAAAUGAUUUCCUAUUUCAUAUUCUAAUGCAAGGCCUUGUAACUCAACAAAGUGUCAUGUGGGAUGGGCUCGAAGCUAUCGGCCCGGAUUUCCUUACUCAACCUGCUGCUGAAGGCUAUGUCAAUUAUCUCUCGAUGAGAGCUAUGGCACUGGAGUAUAUCACCCGGGAGCUCUGUAAUGUCUCCCACGGCCACAGGCCCGGACUCAAGCGACAAAUUUUUGAUGCUCUCGGCGGCCAAAUCAAAGUUGAAGGUAUGGAGGCUAUACCAGUACCCUCAGUAUUCGAAUUCCAUGAUUCGCUACCUCAAGAGAGUCUUUUCAUCGCGCCUGUGCCCGAGUUCAUCGAAACCGUUCAAAAUCUCGGCCUGAAUCCAUGCCGAGAAUUUGAUGACGACUCAAAGCCAAUAUUCAGUUUAAGUAAAGUCCAAGAGAUCCUGCUUCUAAAACAAAAUGAAGCUCGACAUUCUGGUCUUCUCGUCUCACAGCAAGAUGUAGCAGCGGCAGAGGCAGAACAAGAAAGCAUUUUACUAUACGUAAACUAUCUAAACAGAUUUGAACAAGUCAAGAAUUAUAGCCUGAAAGUUUUGACAGCCUGGACGAGACUUUUGAUGGUGAUGACCGACUGCAAUGACCUCAAAGGCACAAACAAGGUCUCAUUCAUAUUACAAACACUUCAGGCAACGCUCCCGAAUCUCGAAUUGUAUGGCUCGGAAAACCCCCCUGCUGCAUUGGAGUUAGCAAGACUAGCCAAGGUGUUACUAUUCGAACUAGAUUUCCAGACCAUGACUUCAACUGACAAGCAGAGUCGAGUGGUGGAAAACCUGAUCAGCGACAAACUUUUCCAGCUUCUUCAAAUCUGCUUAAGCGCGGUCGCAAAAUGGACCGGUGAUCAAGAGCUGCGGGCUGUCUAUUACAGUAUCUGCUAUCGUCACUUGACAGGUCUUGUGGACCAUGGCCAGGGCGGUUCCUUCGGCCUUCGAAAGACAGCUAAGACAAUACAAGCAUUCGGUGAAAAGCUCCUAAAUGUCGUCUGCGAUGAUGCAUUCGGCGGAGAUGCAGCUUGUCAAUCGGCUGCUUUGAUCCUCUUGGCAACUUUAGUCCAACUUGGAAAACAAGAGAAUGAUAACUUUAUAGUAGAGACACUCAAUAGGCUAAAUUUCAUUGGCAUACUCGUCGAUUCUUUACGAGGCGUACUCGCGGAGUGGGAAGCGAUUAAUCAGACAGGUGAUUCAGAGCAGCAGAACUGCCUAAAUGCCAAGCUCGCCCUGUUACUGCAGCUUUGCCAAACGCGCGAGGGCGCUAAAAAUGUUCUGCAUGCGAAUCUAUUCCGCACCAUCGAGUUGUCGGGGCUGUUCUCAGUAGACCCCGAAUUACAAGUUGAUUCUUCGGACGCCAAUGCUUUGGAGAGACACUACACCCUUCUAGUCAAGGUGGCUCGCAUCAUCGGUGCCGCGAUAGUCAGUCGAGGGUCGCAUAAUAUACUCCAAGGAAGACGCUUCUUGACCGAGCAUCGAAUGCUAGUGAUGCAUGUCUUGAAACGCUCAGCCGGAAUUGGAGCCGGAGGCGGGAAGACGAGUGCAUUGCUUUCGGAACGCAUUAGUGAGUUGGCGGAGGCGUUUAUGGUCGUCAUCACCGCAACAGGAUUCCUAGAGUUCGAGGGCGGAAACGUGACCGAGGAUAAACGAUCUGCACCAUUACUAUUCCAUUAAAGAUAAGGAAGAUAAAUAAAUAAACUUCAAAAAUGGUCACGCGACACCUAGAGAUUCAGAUGAUGUAUUUAAGCCUUAAUUUCCCUUGAUGGCGGGCUAGAAAGGACACUAGUACAUGGGAGCUAGCUAGUGUGUGUACCUAGGUACCUAGGUAGGUAAGUUAAAAUAAUACCGGGCGUGUCUGUGUGAGGUUGACAAGGCGCACUGAGAAAACGGGCGUUACCUAGUUUUUAGUGUGGCGCCGUUGAUGAAGCUACCUAACAUAACAAGCAAAGCUUCUUUGCAAUGCAAAUUACCUCAAAUCACAAAAUCAGAGAUCUGCUUUAUUAGUCAUGUGACUGGGUUGGUAUGUGAUGGAGAUUCUAGGAUAGAUUCUAGGAUAGACCUAGUUAACUUAAGUUUGGUUGAGUUUGAAAGUGCAGAGAUGUGUGGGCUGGAAUACGUCUAGAAGUCUCCUGAUGGAGUUCGCUUGCAUAUUAGUGUGCUUGCCAGGCUUGCCACAGAGCAACGUUAUCUAGGCCUAUUCUGAUUGGCUUAAAAAGGAUGUGAUCU
This is a messenger RNA of Hypoxylon trugodes, 5832 nucleotides long. RefSeq names its product nucleoporin Nup186/Nup192/Nup205. The transcript has 6 exons. The coding region runs from base 220 to 5280 and encodes 1686 amino acids. The record is from RefSeq and is a predicted model, not a curated record. Gene Ontology annotation, molecular function: structural constituent of nuclear pore. NCBI's taxonomy places the organism in Eukaryota, Fungi, Ascomycota, Sordariomycetes, Xylariales, Hypoxylaceae. Gene Ontology annotation, biological process: nuclear pore organization. Gene Ontology annotation, cellular component: nuclear pore inner ring; nuclear pore.